This is a messenger RNA of Priceomyces carsonii, 3120 nucleotides long. RefSeq names its product Med15p (gene MED15). Gene Ontology annotation, molecular function: transcription coregulator activity. The transcript has a single exon. The record is from RefSeq and is a predicted model, not a curated record. NCBI's taxonomy places the organism in Eukaryota, Fungi, Ascomycota, Pichiomycetes, Serinales, Debaryomycetaceae. Gene Ontology annotation, biological process: regulation of transcription by RNA polymerase II. Gene Ontology annotation, cellular component: chromatin; mediator complex. The coding region runs from base 1 to 3120 and encodes 1039 amino acids.
AUGAAUAACAUUCAUCAACAGCAAAACAUGAACUCAUGGCAUGCCAUGUAUUCAGUAACUGAUAGACAAAAAGUUGUACAAAUACUAUCUAGUACUUUAAAAGAUAUACAAGGCGCUAGUUUCGAUGCUGAAAGAGCAACAGCCAUGGCUCAAGAAUACGAGAAAUUUACGUUUGUGAAGUCACAGAGCAGAGACGAGUACUUGAGGCAGAUCAAACAAAAGGUGUCGCAGCUUCGAACGGGCCAAAGAAAUCCUGCCAUGGGAAUGUUGCCAAACAUGAAUAUGGGCAACAUUAAUCAACCAAAGCAGCCACAGGCCCAACAGCAGCAAAAUCAACAGAAUGGAAUGAAUCAACAAAACAUGAACUUUAUGCAGCAGCAGGUUCAAGCUAGACAACAGGCCGCCGUUCAAAUGCAAGCGCAAAUGAGAAAUAACGGGAUUUCCAAUCAGCAACCUUCAGGCCCACAGAUGGCAGCUCUGCAACAAAUGAUGCAAUCAAAUCCCCAGCAAGUUCAGCAGAUCAGCAACAUGAUUAGGAAUGUACCUAUUCCUCAAACCCUCUUGUCGAAAAUUCCGAAUUUACCACUCAAUGUUAAUACGUGGGCCCAAAUUUUCGAUUGUUUUCAGAAGAAGAUCAUUCCAGCAAAUGUGAUGCCAUUGGUUAAAGAUAUACACAACACCCAUAUCCAACUUGCCUAUCGCCAACACCAACAACAAAAGCUAAACCAAAUGCAAAGAAUGAAUCAGGGGCAAAACCAGAUUAAUCCAAAUCUGCAGACAGCCCAGAGAGGAAAUAUGAACGUUAAUGGGGCUAUAGCUGGAACAAAUACUACGCCAGUAAUGAAUAAUAUGGCAGCUUUCAAUAUGAAAGCUUUGAGUCCUCAACAAAAACAGCAGUUAUUGCAAAGGCAAAUGCAACUGAGAAAUGGGAUUCCUGGUCAACAAGCAAUAAUGACCCAAAAUCAAAAUCAAAGUCAGAAUCAAAAUCAAAAUCAGCAUCAACAAUCAUCGCCUCUGCUUCAACAAAGGCAAGUGCAACAACAAGCACACCCACCACAGCAACAACCCCAACAGCAACAACAACAAUUCGGUAACUCUCAAAUCAAGCCACCGAAUUUUCAAAUCACACCCCAGGAUAUUAUGAAAUACAGUUCUGACGCUUUGGCAUUACUUUCAAGAUUGCAAGCCACUGGAUCAAUUCAAGGUAAUUUAGACCAAUCUCAGAAAGAAAAUUUUAUUCGAAAAUAUAUCGUUCAUCAAAAGACACAAUCAUGGAGACAGCAAAACCCAAAUAGAGGUAACGACAUGGGUGAUUCUGGUAAUAUCAUGGCUGGUAAUGGAAUGCAAAUGCCACGAGGGAUGCAUGGUCAAAUUCCCCAGAAACACACCCCAGUACCUCAAUCAAAGCCAAAUCAGACUUCACCGUUAUUAAAGAACAUGGGAAUUAAUGGUCAACAAGUCAUGAACAAUCAACAGGUUCCUAACAUUUCUCCAAUGAUGCAACAAAGAGCUCCCCCUAAUCAGAUACCCCUAUCAAAUAAUGGUAAUGGUAACGGGAACAACAAAAAUGGGAUGAACUAUAUGGGGCAACAGGGUCGAUCAGGAACAAAUGUACCUCCAGGAAUUGCAUCUUUAUUACCGCCUUUGACAGAUGAGAUGAAAAUGAAGUUGUGGCAAAUGAUUGAAGAGGUCUCACGCAAUAAUAUUGCCUUGAAGGAUGUGACAAUGAUGUUAUCACCUCAAGACAAGAAUACUGUUCGCGAAACAAUGAGCAGGAUAUCCCAGCAAUAUGCCAAUGUUGAUAGUAUAAUCACUUACUUUUUUAUAAUCACCAGAAAUAAUGAAGGAACAAAAAGAUUAAUUCAGAUGAAAUAUAUGACUAAAAAUAUCAUGGAAAGCUUACAAAGGGGUGUAUACUUGGCAUCACCAGAUCUAUUAGAAAAGUUGAGGUCUCAGUACCAAAAAUAUUUUGAUUACGUCAAGGAGCAGUUUGCGGGAAGAAGGCAACAAAUGCAAAAUCAGCAACCUAAUGUACCUCAACAAACACAACACAUUCCACAAUCGCAGCAAUUAAACCAGCAGCAAAUACCUAUGGCUCAGGGACAACCCCAAUACAUGAACAAUCAAGCUAGAAAUGGGCCAGUUCAAUCGAUGAUGAGUCAGGCUCCUCAAAGAACCCCCCUGCAGAUGCAAUCAAUGAAUCUUAACCAAAAUACUCCAUGGCCCGGAGCAGUGAAUUCGAACCAACCUUCCAGACCGGCAACUAAUAGCAGUCCAUGGAUGCCUCAAGCUUCACCGCCUAUGCAAGCUGGUCAAACACCGGCACCAAUGCCUCAAAAACAAAUUCCCAAAACUACGAAUAAUCAGAAUAAGAAAACCAGCAAUGCUCCUACUCCAUCAGCAUCUAGGAAGAAAGCAAAUAAAGGAACUUCUCUGGUUGGAGGGAUACCUACGCCCGCCGGCAAUACUUCUACUCCAAGCUCAAUGGCGAAUGCUAUCAAAACUCCCAAUAGCAUACCAACUCCACAGAUUGGACAAAUUCAAAGUAAUAAGAAUACCCCAACAGGAAAUUCACCUUCAAGUUCAAAAAAUGCAUCAGCAUAUGCUCAAAAUAGUGUCGAUGUUUUCAUUCAUAGUGAAACUGAUAGUAGGUCUUCGAAGAGGAGAGAACUUUCGAAAUCAAAUCCGGAAAAGUUUUUCUUUGCAUCUAUGGCAAAUCUUCUAGAAUUAGAUGAUUCUUCACUAGAAUCAAUCAGACUGCGAUCGCCUGGAGUACUCUCAAAAAUAUCUAAAGAUCAGCACUUUGUUAAGUCACCUCUAUCGCCUGCUUCAAUGUCUUCCGAGUGGUCUUGUGAGAUCAAACCAUUUGCUAUAGUGUCGUCGUUUCGACAAGUUGAUACAAUCAAAGACUUUUCAACGAUGGACGUGAUAAAGGCAUGCGCUGAAACUAUUUUCGAGGAAACAAAGCAACAAGGAAAUGGAAUUAAACGUGAAAGAGAUGACGAAGAGAACUUACUGGAAGAAAAGAAGUUGAAAGUUGAUAAAAAAGAUUUCAGGUGUAUGUAUGAACCAGUUGAUUUUGAUACUUGGAAGGACUUUAUUGUAGCUGAUGGAAAAUGA